Tetrahymena thermophila SB210 is the source of this 5394-nucleotide messenger RNA. Its product is annotated as ABC transporter family protein. Gene Ontology annotation, biological process: transmembrane transport; lipid transport. Gene Ontology annotation, molecular function: lipid carrier activity; ATP hydrolysis activity; ATP binding. The record is from RefSeq and is a predicted model, not a curated record. Gene Ontology annotation, cellular component: membrane; intracellular membrane-bounded organelle. NCBI's taxonomy places the organism in Eukaryota, Ciliophora, Oligohymenophorea, Hymenostomatida, Tetrahymenidae. The transcript is spliced from 3 exons.
AUGGGAUUUUCUACGCAUCUAAAAGCUUUAAUGAAGAAAAACUUUAUUCUUUGGAAAAGGAAUAUUUGUUGUUCUAUUUUCGAAAUACUUCUACCAUUUUUCUUGGUUGCAACUUUCUUUAUCCUAAAAAGUUAAGUGGAUGAUGAGUUUAUUCCUAAAAAAUCAUUUUAUCCUGAAAAAACUAUUUUACCUCCAAACUAUUAAAAUAUUGGAAUUAAUCCUAAAACAAACUUUCCUAUUCCUCCUCAUAUGAAAGAUUGCCUCACUGGUCGCUCAUCUUAAUAUCCUUCUUAUAGAAACGGUCAUGUUGCUACAGUUGGUCCUGAUGAUUUUUUGUUACCUUUGGAAAAUAUAUUCUAAUAAAAUUAUAACUACUAAACCAAAAGAUAUUAAUCAGUUGAUGACCUCAUUUCUUAUGCUUCCUCUAGUGACUACAAUAACGAUAUAUGCUUUGGUAUCUCAAUAGACUAAUACUACAAUAACAUCUUUAAAUAUCGUCUUUUAUUCAAUGCUUCAUCUGUCACUGAUUCUGAAGUGCCAUAAACCAUAAGACCAGAAGUAGUUAAUUAUCUAUAUGAAAACAAAAAAAAUAAUCUUGAUACCUGGGUUAAUAGUGGAUUUCUUACAAUUCAAAAUUGGAUAGAUAAUAUAAUUUUACAGUACACCACUGAAAACAGUAAUCUAGAAAUAUAGAGCAGUAUUACAUCUAUGCUCGUUUAGGAUCAUUAUAAAAACUCUUUAGUAGAUAAUUUAAAAGGCAAUAUGGGAGUUUUUAUUGUCUUACCUAUGAUUUUAAUUUAUCUCAGAAUGACAUAUGGACUUCUUAUUGAGAAAGAAAAGAAAAUUAGAGAAGGUAUGAAAGUAAUGGGAAUGAGUAAUUCUAGUUUCUAUGCUUCAUGGAUUAUCUAUUAUUUCAUCAUCUACUUUUUGUGUAGCAUUCUUGUUUCCAGUGCUCUAAAAGGGUCUAUUUAUGUUUCAUCAGAUUGGAGUGUCAUUUUUGUAUGGCAUUUGAUAUUUGGAAUCUCUUUGAUUUUCUAAAGUAUCUUUAUCACUACUUUUUUCACCAAAGCACAAGUUGGAAAUAUUUUUGCUAUGGUUUUCUUCUUAUUUUAAUAUAUGGCAAUAAUUAUUCUUAGUAACUAUGAUAAUCCUUCAAAAAAUGAUAAAAUUGGUGUUUCAUUCUUACCUUAAGCUGGUACUUCUUUGGCUUGUGAUGUCUUUCUUAUUUCUGAAAGUUCAAAAAAGGGAAUUCAAUGGUCUAAUUUGACUGAAGAAAUCGAUAAUUAUUCAGUUUUUAUUAACAUUUAUAUGAAUUUAAUAAAUAUUUUUAUAUUUAUCAUUCUUGGUUUAUACUUUGAUCAGGUGUUUCCCAAUGAUUUUGGAAAAAAACGUCAUCCUCUCUUCUUUAUCAGCUGGAUUUGGGAAAAGAAACUUAGUCCAAAAGAGAAAAAAAGGAAACUCUUAGAAAAGGCAGAAGGCGAAUAAGCAUUUGAUUUCAAUGAUAAUUUUGAAGAAGUUCCUUAAAAUCUAAAAGACCAAGAAGAGUUGAAUCAAACUGUAAAGAUAACAAAUUUAAGAAAGAUUUAUCCAUCUGGUAAGAGCGCAGUGAAUGGAUUAAGCUUUUCAAUGUACAACGGAUAAAUAUUUGCUCUGUUAGGCCAUAACGGUGCUGGUAAAACUUCAACUAUUUCUAUGCUUACUGGCAUGUAUGAAAUGACAGAUGGCGCUGCUAAUGCUUUAGGUAGAGAUGUUGAGACUGAAAUGGAAGAAAUUCGUACUUUCAUGGGCGUUUGUCCUCAGUAUGAUAUUUUAUUUGAUGACUUGUCUGUUUAUGAGCAUUUAGAACUUUUUGCUACUUUUAAAGGCAUGACUGAUUCUGAAGAGAUCAAAAAACAAGUGUAAAAACACAUUGAGGAUGUCGAUUUGUAAGAAAAGACUAAUGAGCUUGCUAAGAACCUUUCUGGAGGGUAAAGAAGAAGACUCAGUGUUGCAAUUGCUUUUAUUGGAGGUAGCAAAUUAGUAUAUCUAGAUGAACCAACUAGUGGUAUGGAUACAUCUGCUCGUAGACAUAUUUGGGAUAUGCUCAAAAGAUAUAAGAAUGACAGAGUUAUUUGUUUAACAACACAUUUCAUGGAUGAAGCUGACUACCUUGGAGAUAGAAUUGGUAUUAUGGCAGAUGGAUAGCUUGUUUGUUUAGGAAAACCUCUCUUCUUAAAGAAUAAAUUUGGAACUGGUUAUAAUUUAACAAUAGUGAAGAAGUACCCAACAGAUAACUCAUAACCCAUUAUUGAUUUCGUUAAAAAACACAUAAAAACUGCAGAAGUUUUGUCAGAUGUAUCAGCUGAAGUUGUUUUGUAACUUAGAAACGAAGAGGCUUCUAACUUCCCUCCACUCUUUUUAGAACUUGAUAACUCUUUGCAAAAGUUAAGCAUCCAAACAUAUGGUAUUUCCAUCACUACCUUAGAAGAAGUCUUCUUGAAAGUUGCUCAUUUGAAAGAGAAAAAAAUAAAAGAAUAAAAGAAGAAGGAAAAGCUAAAUGAGCAAGAAAAAGAUAAGAGCAAUAGCAAAAAUAUUUACUUAAAUGUUGAUAAAUCUUAAGACGGUAAUAGCGAUAUUGAAAGCUAAAAAAAUUAAUAGAAUAAAAUAUCAGAAGACGAAAAAAAUGCAGAUGAAAUUGACAAUUUCGAUUUGAAUUAAGUUAGAAUCACAAAAACUUAUGACAAAUUUUGCUAUCACAUGAGAGCACUUACAACAAAGAGAGCAAUUUCAUUUAAAAGAGAUAUUAGAUCCCUCUUGUGUGAAGUUAUUUUACCUUGUUUGAUUGUUGUUGUUGGAUUAAGUUUAACUUUAAUUUCCUCCAUCACAGAAUAAAAUGGGGUAAUAAUAGAUCCAAAAAAUUUCCCAAACCCAUUGAAUGUAGUUGUAGGUAAUGCUUAAGGUCUAUCCGCUCCUCAUAUAUAAAAUUUAUUGGGUUCUUUCAGUUAAGCAAAUUUAUAUGAUUUUUGGACAGCAAAUCAAUAAUCAGUUGAUGAAUGGGAAGACUAUGCCUUUCACUCCAAAAAUUACGAUUCUACAGGUUCUUACUAUAUUGAAGAAAUAAAUAUUUCUAACACUUUCAAAUACACAACAGAAAUAAAUACCAUAUAUAGAGAUGCUGCUCCUUUAUAUAUAAACUAAAUGAAUGAAGCUUACAUCAAUUAUUGGCUUAAGUAAUUAGGAAAACAUUAAAUCACAAUUUAAGUAACUAACCAUCCUUUACCAUUAACACAAACUUAAAAGGACUUAUCUGGCAGUGCAUAAGGUCUUGUUACUAGUUUUAUUUAUGCUAUUGCUUUUUCUUUCAUCCCUGCUUCAUUGAUAUCUUUUAUAGUUAAAGAACGUACAGAAAAGAUUAAACAUCAGCAAUUAGUAAGUGGAGUUAGCUUAUACACUUAUUGGUUCAGUAAUUAUUUGGUUGACUUCAUAAAAUACAUCAUUCCUGCUGUCUUUUCUAUUUUGAUGAUUCUUGCUUACGAUAUUUCAUCAUUCACUGAGAGUUCUUGUUUAGCAGCUAUAUCUUUAAUGGUUUUUCUCUAUGGAUGGUCUGUUAUCCCAUUCUCUUAUUUUACAAGCUUCAUUUUUGGAGAUUACGGUAAUGCGUAAGUUUCCUCUUUCUUCAUUAACUUCUUAUUUGGUGGUAUAAUGCCUAUGGUUAUUUUCAUUCUCCGUAUUAUUGAUUCUACUGAGAGUGCUGCAAUAGCUAUUGGAUGGAUAUUUAGAAUCAUUCCUUCAUUCAGCUUUGGUUAUGGAAUCAUGAACAUAGGUAAUAGAAAUCUCUACGCCUUUUAAAAUAAUUAUCAAUAACUUGACUCACCAUUUUCAAUUGAUAUUGCUGGAGCUGAUAUUAUUUUUAUGAUUCUUGAAGGAUUUAUUUACUAUUUGUUGGUGUUUUUGGUAGAAAACCACUCUUAAAUAUCCUUCCUAAAUAACAUGUUUUCAAAGGAAAAAUCAGUUGAAUACUAACCUAAAGAAUAUGAUGAAGAUGUCUAAAAAGAAAUUGAUCUCAUCGCAGAAACCAAUCCUUCAGACUAUACAGUUAGAGUCAAUAAGCUUAGAAAAGUUUUUAUUCCUUCUAAAGAUAGAAUAAAAGUUGCUGUCGAUUAAGUCUCUUUCGGCAUCGGUAAUGGAGAAUGCUUCACCCUUUUGGGAGUGAAUGGUGCUGGAAAGACUACAACAUUUAAAAUAUUGUCAGGUGAAAUUUAGCAAACUUCUGGAGAAUGCCACAUCAUGGGAUUCGAUUUGAAAACUCAAAUCAAUCAAGCUCGUAAUUACAUUGGUUAUUGCCCACAAUUCGAUGCAUUGUGUGAUAAUUUAACAGCUAGAGAACAUCUCGAAAUGUAUGCAUUAAUCAAAGGAAUUCCUAUUGAAAUGAGAGAAAAGUUAGUUGCCAAAAAAAUUAAAGAAAUGGAUUUGACUGAUUUCGAACAUAAACUAGCUGGAACCUAUAGUGGAGGUAAUAAACGUAAGCUAAGUGUAGCUAUAGCAAUGUUAGGUAAUCCUCCUAUUGUUUUUCUUGAUGAACCCUCCACAGGAAUGGAUCCUGCUGCUAGACGUUUCAUGUGGGAUGUAAUUUCAAGAAUUUCUACCAAACGUAAAAGUUCAAGUGUAAUUUUAACGACUCAUUCUAUGGAAGAAGCCGAAGCUCUCUCAACAAGAGUUGCUAUUUAAGUAGAAGGUAUAUUGAGGUGUAUUGGAAGCAUUUAACAAAUAAAGGAUAAAUUUGGUGAAGGUUAUGAAGUAGAAAUCAAACUAAAAAUCCCUACAGAACAAGAAUUGAUUCAAAAAUUAAGUUUAUAUGGUAUAACAGAAGAUAAUGUAAAAGAAUAGAUUCACUAUGAUUAACUUGAAUCAUAUUUACAAUAAAUGAAUGCAUCUAAUCUUAAUGAAUAAAUAAAUGCUUAAGGCAAUGGCAAAUAACUAUAUGCUAGAUUGAAUUCCGAUGUUGGAGUAAGUCUCCUUUCACUAGCUUAAUAUAUUGUAUUAGAAUAGAAUGGAGAAAACUUAAAGUCUUUCAUAUAAAAUAAAGUGGGCGAAUAUAAUAUAAUCGAACAUUUUGAUGAUUUCUACAGAUUUAGAAUUUUAUCAGACAUAUCUAUUGGUAAAAUGUUUGAACUUUUUGAAAACAACAAAAACAAUUUGCUUGUAGAAAAUUAUUCAGUCAAGCAAGCUUCUAUUGAAUAAAUUUUCAACUUAUUUGCCACAAAUUAGAUAAAGGUUAACUAAUAAAAGUUAAAAUUUAAUGUAGAUUAAAAGAAUCAAGAACAAAGUGAGCAAAACAGUUCUCAAUAAUACUACGGAUAAAAAUUUAUUGAGAUGAACCAGCUUCAAAUUGUUCCUAAAAAUAAUUAAAAUUGA